GGUAAGGAACAUUCGUUGUUGUGAUUGUAAUAAUAUAAUGUUAAUUCAAUGUAAAGAUCGAUCUGUUCAAUACCAAUGCUACGAGUAAACACGAUCCAUACCGCAAAAGGAAUAGAGCGAAAGCCACACGUCGUCUCGUUCUGCUUUUAUGGCUUUAAUUUUUGAGUUCGAACGCUGCGCAACGGUCGCAUUCACAGUUUAACGGAAGACCGCAAGGAGACGCGAGUGUCGCGCGGGGUGCAAGAGCCAGUGACAUACUGUGUAACAUCAAAAACCUGUGUAACACAGGUCCGCGAUGUUGUUUGCGUUGAACGGAUAAAAAUUCAAACUACGACGGUUCUGUAGUAAAUGUACAACACCGUUCGACGUUCGCGCGUGUCUUGUGCAUAAUAUUCGAAUCGUUACGAAACAGUACGAAAAUUAGUGCCGUUACUGGCUGAAGAGCAACGGAAUACGCAUAUUGGCCUGCCCGAACAACAAUAUCGAAUCCAUUACCGAAAGAUUGAUGCGCGUAACGCGUCGAAGGACAUAGCCGUCGACCCCGACGAACAUGUUUGGAGAGGAAAACGCGUACGACAAACGUCGAAUCGCGAUGUACUGCGCAACGACAUAGGUGUGGCACGUGAACGAGAGAGUGUACACGGCACGUAACCGUAGUAUGCACAGGCAGGGAAAUGCUCCCUUGGAAUGAAGGCAGUAAAAAAUUGGAUUAACUUUCCCCGAUCACGUUCAAGCGUAAAGAAAACGAACGGGAUUAUUCUUAACGCGAUGUAAAGUGUAAAACGACCGGUGCGAAAUCAAUCGUAAUACAGUGUAAAUGAUGUUAAUCGUUUUCUAAAAAUCAAAAUAUAUAAAUUGUCGCGUAGAGACUUGCGAAGUAAAUAUCGGUGGAGUUUUGAACACCGUAUAGGCGCGUGUGUGCGUGCUGGUGCCUGUGCGUGUGCCUGCGCCUAUGCGUCUCCGUUCGCCAAGCCGUGGUGAUCUUCGCAGUGGUGGAGGCGGCGGAGGGGACAGCGAAGGCGGUGGUGGCGGCAGCAAUAGUACCAGCAGCGGUGGCGACGGCGGAGGAGACGGUGGAGGUGGUGGUGGUGGCGGCGGCGGCGGCGGUCGCUACGGCGUUUGGAAGGAGAGAUUUCGUACAUCGUGACUGAGUGAGUGAAGUGGAGUUGGCGCGUGUGCGUGCUGACACGCGUAUACGCUCUCUCAUUCUGAAGAACGUGCGCGCGUGUUUUGUGGAUGUGUGGUAUGUGUAUUUUCGCGCGCGCGCAUUAACGGAAUUCACGAUCAGACACGCAGGGACUCAACAAAUGUUUAAAUGGACGCAUCGUCCAUUAUCACCCAAGUGUCGCGGGAUGACGAGCUAGGACAGUUUAAUAAUGAGAAAGCCCAGUUACCACGAGAGAAUGAAGUGGCCAGCAACGGUCCAGCCAGUGGCAAGAAGCCAAGAGGGCGUGGACUUCUGCGAUCUCUACUUUGUUGUCUCGGUAGAGGACGUGGAAGUAGUUCGAAGAGUUCAAAAACAAAUUCUGUACAAUGGGAUGAAAACGGUUCUCUGCCACCAGGGACUGGAUCCCCUCGGUUCCUUCUCCCGCCUGUCAGACAUCAGGAUAUGCACAAAAAGUGCAUGGUGAUUGAUUUGGACGAGACGCUGGUGCAUAGUUCUUUCAAACCAAUCAACAACGCCGAUUUUGUUGUUCCUGUAGAAAUUGAUGGGACGGUACAUCAGGUGUAUGUUUUAAAGAGGCCUUAUGUGGAUGAAUUCUUGCAGAGAAUGGGUGAACUGUACGAGUGCGUAUUGUUCACAGCAAGUUUGGCUAAGUAUGCUGAUCCAGUAGCAGAUCUGCUUGACAGAUGGGGAGUGUUCAGAGCAAGACUGUUUAGAGAUUCUUGUGUUUUUCACAGAGGAAAUUAUGUUAAAGAUUUAAAUAAACUAGGACGGGAUUUACAACAAAUUAUUAUUGUUGAUAACAGCCCUGUCAGUUACUUUUUCCACCCAGAUAAUGCAGUACCAGUGGCGUCAUGGUUCGACGAUAUGACAGAUUCAGAACUACUAGACUUAAUUCCAUUUUUCGAAAAACUCAGUAACGUGGAAAAUAUUUAUCCAGUCUUGUGCAAUAUCAAUCACCCUUAUAAUCAAGUGCAGACUAUUGUACAGAAUAGUCCAAGCCCAGGUUCAGGUUCGCUUGGUGCUUCCUAGCCCUACCUAAAUUCUGGCCAAACAGCCAGUAUUGUCAUCGCUCAAUGCACUCUGAGGAGGAUUUUGACUGGAAUACUCCACAUUACUUUAUUGUUAUGUGGCAGUGGGCAACCAGGUAUGGAUCACUGAAUGCAAGUGUAGAACAUAAACAUACCUGUUAAAAAGGAUCAUCUAAAAAAGGAGAUGAAAAUCCUGAAUCCUCCCGCGUACCGUUUAUUUUUAUGCAACAUGAAUCACAGCUGCUUCGUUGUUGGCUUGAGUUUUUCCCCCGAUAAACAACAAUAUACUGUGCUGCAAGCUGUUCAUAGUAUGACAGAUGCAAUGUAUCGAAUAUAUUGACCUAAUCGUUAACACACAGGUAUUCGAAAAAAUUUACAAAUAGCUCAAUUGGUAUUAACAAAUAACUCUUCCAACUGUACCGAAGUGGAAUAGACUCUGAACAUAAUUUAUUGGUUACAUAAUGAAUUAAUGUGCGUGUUUCCGUAUUUGGUGUACUCGAGGAAAAGAGCAGAUGACAAGGGUAACAGUGAACGCGAAACGUGACGUGCAUUUUAUACUAGGUAAAUAUAUAAAUUUAUGCUUAUUUGACUUAAUUCGUACAGAGUACCUUAAGAAUUAAUCGCAUAAAAGAAAAAAUUUUUCGUACGAAAAAUCAGAGUAUAGCGUUAAGCGAUAUAAAGAGUAGGAAAUACUGAAUUAUUAAGUCGUUUGUUGGACUGUUCUAUUUCCCCCUUUUUAUAUUCCGAUUAUUUAUUAUGAAUUUUGCGUUGCGUUUACUGACACUGUAUAUACGAUUUCUGUGGAUCCUUAUAGUAUUGCUAUAAAUAUCAAGUAACAUAAUUAAUUUUUAUAGAAAUUUUAUGAGGCUGAUAAUUCCAAAUAGUAUCAGAAAUUAGCACAUUUGUGAAAACCUUUUUACCGAUUAUAAUUUAUUAGAAUUUAUCAAAAAAAAAAACUAUGUUUGAUUUUUGUGAAUCAGACAUUCUUCCUACGAACAAACAAGAAAUAUCGAGAUCUAACAAUCUAAAAGUAGCAAUGCAAAUACAAGCAAGAUUAUAAUAUUAUUUUAUCCAAGUCUUUUUAUUCUUUUUAUACUGGGAUGAUAUUAUCGGUAACUAAGACUUGAAAUAUUAAAUCUUAUAACAUCAAAAUUAUAUGCCAAUGAAUAGCUUGAACGAAUAAUGCUAAUAUGAUUGGUAUUUUAACUACAUUCUGAAGAGGAUGGAGAAGAUAAUACAGUCGAAACUGUACGUGUUUAAAUAUUGAGUCAGUCGGUGCAUAUCGUUCUCUCCCUCCAGGCAAUUGUAUGGAUAAUAAAGCAUUAUGUUAAUUCAGUAAUGAUUAGCGUAUCAGUAACAAAGUAGACUUAUUUAAAUAUAAUCUUUCAAGCUUAAGUAAGCGGGGAUGUAUCUUUAUGCAUACGCAAACGUUUACUAACGAAUGAUUAUUAAUUUUGUACUUUUAAUUAUUGCAUAACAAAUGUACAGAUUGCAUUAUACUUCCAUAUUCAAUCAAACUGUCAUUAUUCACGCUUUUUAUUUUAUUACUACCGUUGCUAACAUAGUUAUCGUCGUCAUUAUUAAUUAUAAUAUUGUAAAUCGAAUUUAAUUACAUGAUUGUUAUUAUCAUUUUAGUUUCAAAUAGUAUGAUUUAUGAGUAUUAUAAACGCAAAUCGAUUUGCAAAAAAAAAAAAAAAGUAUAAUGUUGCACAGAUGGGACAGUUAAACAGACGAAGUUUCAUAAUGUCUACAAAGGAUUUCUCCGUUCGUGUAAGUCACUUGCACCUAUUAUCGUAUAUUCAAUUAUAAUAUUAACGUCUUUUCUUAGUGUCUUUUACAUAAUGUGACGAAAUCAGUAAAUUAGAUUAUAGUAUCUACCGAAAUUUCAGUAUUCACUUUUCAUCCUCGAAUAUUAAAAACACAAUUGAUAAGAUAUACGUAUACUAGCGGGAACAGAACAAUUUUCAAGUACUUUAUAAUUUGUUUGAUAAUAUUAUAUUUAAAGCAAAGGCGACACGUAUGAUAAUUCACAAAUAUUGUAACAGAUUUAACGUUACAAUAUUUAACCGACCGCUUGAACAAAGGCUCCUCAACGUUAUACAAUUAUAACAAUAACACGUAAUUUUGUUUGUUUAUCUUAGAUUAUUAUCGAGUACGGAUCUUUAUUCUGCUAUUUAUCUAUGUUAUUUUUGCUAUUUCUCAUGGAACAAAAAUAGUCUCGCAGGUGUGUUAUAAGUUUUCAUUUUACGAAAAGGAAGGGCUAGAAUAUAAAGAGAUAAGAUGAUUAUAUAACAAUAAGUCUUACGCAUAUUGCAUAAUAUUAAAUGGCUUCCAACUUCAUGUUCCAUCAAGAGUUUUUCGUUGGAUAUUACACGACUGUAAUAUUUGUCUGUUAAGUGGGUAAAUAUCGAGACGUCUACGUUUAGGAAAACCGACACAGCCAGUGAUAUAUUGAAUUGAAAAUACGAAUUGAACUCUUUCACGUGAUAAUACAGUUGAGAACGACUAUAUUAAUAUAGUCGAAUUAAUCUUUUAGCGAUAAUUUUUUUUUUUUUUUUUUUACAUUUUAAAUAGUUUUAAUGUACGCGAUUUAACAAAAUAAAAGAGACGCUAAUCGAUCGUAAAAAUGUAUAUAAAUGUUGACGAGUUUAUAUCUAGAAUUUAACAAUUUAUAAUUUAGAAUUGCAUUUCCCGUAUUAAUGUUUAUUAUUACUAUAGAAUAUAUCUGAUUUAACCGGUUUCAAUUGUGGCAAUAUAAUAACAAUAGUUAUAACUCUACAUCAUUAUAUCGAACAAUUAUUAAUUUUUGUCGACAUUUUUUAUUUAUAAUAAUUUCUCUCGCAAAGUUCACGAUACUCGUCUCCUGUAAAAGUAUAGUAAUUUUCAUUGUAAUAACCGUCGAAACAAUUCUAUCGUAGGCUGGGUGCACCUUUUCCGGAAAUACGUACAGUAAUAAUGAUACGAGAGAAAAAUGUUAUAUUUAAUAAUUAAUCUCGUCGGGUUACUAUUCGCGAUAUCGUUUAGAAAAUUCCGUCUGCCGUCAGGAGCGGCAGAGUCAUAAAUUUAAGACAAAACACGCGAACGAUUAUGAUGCAACAUAUGUAUACAGUCAUGUGGCGAAAUCCUGAGAGCAUUUUUUUUUUUUUUCUCUCUAUGCAUUAUUUUUUUAUCGCGGAAACGUUUAUCGCUGAUAGUGUGCACGAUAACAACUCGAAUAUGGAAAAUAUCGCUGAUACCUGUUUUUCGGUUAGGAAGAUCUGUAACAAGGGAAACGUGUAACGCAACGUUAAUUGUUGCAUCCUAUGUAAUUUUGUUACGCAUACAACAUUAUACACAGAC
Molecule: messenger RNA, 5535 nt
Organism: Colletes gigas
Lineage: Eukaryota; Metazoa; Arthropoda; Insecta; Hymenoptera; Colletidae
Gene: hzg
Product: carboxy-terminal domain RNA polymerase II polypeptide A small phosphatase 1
Exons: 4
Coding region: 1316-2197 (293 amino acids)
Molecular function (GO): RNA polymerase II CTD heptapeptide repeat phosphatase activity
Source: RefSeq, a predicted model, not a curated record